Molecule: messenger RNA, 1563 nt
Organism: Penicillium vulpinum
Lineage: Eukaryota; Fungi; Ascomycota; Eurotiomycetes; Eurotiales; Aspergillaceae
Product: DUF2417 domain-containing alpha/beta hydrolase
Exons: 2
Coding region: 1-1563 (520 amino acids)
Source: RefSeq, a predicted model, not a curated record
AUGUCACUCCGGGGUCGCAAUACCGACCCUAGGUCUACGGGACCACCCCACACUCAAGAUCAGCAUGAGGAACCCACCGAGCGUUCAAGACUGCUUGGUGCAGAAAAUAAUCAUGGCUUCCUCGACCCAGACGAUCCCGCAGUAUCGCCAUACAAUCUAUGGAGCGUGCGCGCGUUGCGCGGCGUCUCGGUCAUCGCAUUUGGAAUCAGCUUCAUAUGGUGGAUAUUCCUGCUGGUCUCCAUAUUUGUCAAUCCACCGAUGAUCCACUCGCGGGGGUCAGGGUUCUUCGCCUUUUCAUAUACCACCUUGGCGACAGGAUACCUCGUUGUUGGACUCUUGUUCUUCGCAGUACCAUCAAAGCCCAUGACCAUAUGGGCCAUUACGCUUGCCGUUCUUCUUGUAUUGGACAUGUGUAUUAUCCUCGCUGUCCCGCGGAUCCGUCUUGAAGAGGGCUGGGUGGGUAUUGCUUCUGUUGUCUGGGUAGCUCUGAUAUCCAUCUACCAUGCCAUCCAGAAUCAAGCGGUUGCUUGGGGCAAGCGGGAGGAAGAAGAGCGACUUACUGGUCGAGAAGAGACUCGACGCUCCCUGCUGGAGUGGAGUGCUGUUCUCACGGAAACGAUUCUAAUGGCUGCCAUGGGGGUCGCCACCAUCCUGUUCACGGCGACUCUGAUCUUGCGUGCUUUCGAUGCUGGGCUCGAAGCUCCAGGUAAGCGGUACUCGGUGCAUGGCAAUACCUAUCAAGUUCAUCUCGCUUGUGUCGGGAACAAAACUGCAGACGGAAAUGCACCAACGAUCCUUCUGGAGGGUGGCGAUGGGCCAGUCGAGCAUACACUGCAACCCUUCAUCGACGAUGUAUACGGCCGUGGCGGUAUUGACAGAUAUUGUUAUUGGGACCGACCAGGAUUCGGAUGGUCUGACAACGCACCCUCGCCCCAUUCUGCGGGCAUGUCAGCGGAUGCCCUAGCAGAGGCAUUGGCCUUUGCAGGCGAAACUGGUCCAUGGAUACUCGUUUCAGCUGGAGUUGGAAGUCUUCAUUCGAGACUUUUUGCCAGUCGCAAUCUUCUUGAAGUUCGCGGCAUCUUUAUGAUCGACCCCCUGCACGAGGCAUACUUGAGAGACCUUGGCCGUCCCGGCCGUGGGUUCUUGCUCUGGCUUCGUGGUAUCAUUUCUCCACUGGGGCUGGAUCGGCUUGCGGGCGCCCUUUUACGCGGCCGUUCUCGCGAGGACCGCGUUAUCGGCCGCUCGGCUUAUCAGACUGGUAAAUAUAUCAAGGCAAAGCUGCAGGAAAACCUCGUGGCUGUUACUAUGACUUCCGCCGAGAUCAAAUCUGCUCGACAUGUCCAGAUGGGUCAUGCUCCUGUUGUCGUUGUGAGCUCUGGGCAAGAGGUUCGAAAGAAUCCUCAGUGGGAAGAGCGACAGGAGGAUCUUUCUCAUAUCACAGACAACCUCUUGUCCUGGGAUAUUGCUGAGGAUGCUCCACAUGAAGUAUGGAGUACUGGACAGGGACGGGAGUUAUUGGAAAGACAUUUGAAGGAGCUUGUCCAAGAAAGUCAGGCACAUUAG